UUUUCAAAUAAUUCUUUAAAAUCAUGUAAAGUUUAUAUUGCACUUACUGUAUCUGGAAAAGAAUGCUACGACCGGCUUCAUGUAAAAGCUGUGGUGGUGGUAAACAGGUUGGUGCCAAGGAAUGCGAUUCAGUUUGAUCAGUUGCCGGCCGGUUUUCAACAAUAUCAGACGUAAAAUUCUCUUCGUCAUACUCUAACCAUGGGAAUCGAUCUUUACUACGUUCCAGGAAGUUCGCCAUGCAGAGCUGUACUUUUAACAGCAAAAGCCAUCGGUUUAGAUCUAAAUUUAAAGUAUACAGAUCUUAUGAAAGGAGAACAUCUUACUCCGGAAUUUAUACAGAUGAAUCCUCAACACACCAUCCCUACUUUAAACGAUAACGGCUUUUGUUUAUGGGAAUCCCGAGCCAUUAUGACUUAUUUAAUCGAACAGUAUGCGAAAAAUGAUUCUCUUUAUCCUAAAGAUCCCAAAAAGCGUGCAUUGAUCGAUCAAAGAAUGUAUUUCGAUCAAGGAACUUUAUAUCAACGUUUUGGCGACUACUAUUACCCCGUUAUGUUUGCUGGCCAAUCUUUUGAUCCUGCAAAAUUAACAAAAUGCUCAGAAGCAAUGAAAUUCUUUGAUACAUUCUUACAAAAUUCUGAUUACGCAGCUGGAUCUGAGCUAUCUGUGGCUGAUUUAACCUUAGCCGCAACCGUAGCAACAUAUGACGCAGUUGGUUUUGAUUUAAGCCCAUACACAAAUGUUAUGAAGUGGUAUAAUAAAAUGAAAGAAAUGCCCGGAUAUGAAGAAGCCAAUGGGAAAAAUGCUUUAUUAUUUAAAGAACUAUUCGAGACUUUAACUAAGAAGUAAACAACAAACUUAUGAGUAAACUUAUUAUACUCAAAAAAAUUGCUUUUUUAAUAUACACAUUGCAUUCUUUGAAAUAAAAUUUAUCAAUGCUAA
Onthophagus taurus is the source of this 939-nucleotide messenger RNA. Its product is annotated as glutathione S-transferase 1. The record is from RefSeq and is a predicted model, not a curated record. Gene Ontology annotation, biological process: glutathione metabolic process. Gene Ontology annotation, molecular function: glutathione transferase activity. Lineage: Eukaryota; Metazoa; Arthropoda; Insecta; Coleoptera; Scarabaeidae.